AAGUCGAGUAUAGGUCUCUGAGGCGAUGCGAAAACAGUCAUUUGUUGUCCGUCCGCCGUAUACCCGGCGUGGUAUAGUGAUCAAAAUAUACAUAUAAGGAUCAACUGGAAAUAAUAUAAUCAGCUGGAAAUAUAUUUGUAGACAUUCUUAAGAAACACAAAUCAUGCGGCGACUAAUUUAUGCAACCUUGUUCCUUAAUGCAAUACUUUACAUAAGAGCAAUAGACAUCUAUGAUGAUGAAGAAUUAGUUACCAUUGAAGAUGAACCUUACAGUGCAGCUAAUAACUUUGAAAACAACGCAAACAAUCCGAGCUUCAGAAACGUGCGAAUACUCUGGCCGUAUCCUUUCAACAACAAAAGCGAUCCUACAAAAGAUAACGAAACGCCUGAAGCAGCGGAUAUGAGACUCCAUUUAUCUAAACUUAAGACUCAGAAUCGGAAAGCACGUUUCGGUUACUGGUCAUACCCCCAAAGUCCGAUAGUUGAUAUGAUGUUGAAAAGCGUAGCGGUAAAUUACUCUCCCACGAAUGCAAACGAUCCCUUUGAUUUUUUGAGGGACUCGUACCCGUUGCCCAAAGGUUUAAAUCAGCCGUUUGAAGAGUAUGAUUAUAUCAUAGUCGGAGCAGGAUCCACCGGGUCAGUUUUAGCAGCUCGUCUAACCGAAGAUAAGCCACGGGCUACUGUGCUUUUGCUGGAAGCUGGACGGCCAGAGAUGUUGCUCUCUGAUGUACCGGCUUUGACGCAAUACCUUCAACAAACGGAUUAUGUUUGGCCCUACACAAUGGAGCACCAACCUGGAGUCUGUUUAGGUAGCGAAGAGCAACGGUGUUAUAUGCCGCGUGGGAAGGCAGUCGGUGGGUCGAGUGUCACUAACAGCAUGGUGUACGCGAGGGGCAGACCUCAAGAUUGGGACCGCAUCGCUGCUGAUGGAAACUAUGGAUGGUCAUACAAUGAUGUUUUGCCGUUCUAUAUAAAAUCUGAGAGAGCCGAGUUGAGAAAAUAUAAGAAUGCGCCCUACCAUGGCCGAGACGGAGAACUUGUUGUUGAAAAUGUUCCCUUCAAAACUGGACUCGUCGAAGCUUUUCUAGCAGCUGGGCGAGACUUUGGGCACCCUACAAUAGAUUAUAACGACCCGGAACAGUUAGGAUUUGGCUACGUCCAAACUGUUUCUUAUAAAGGUCAUCGAUUGAGCGCUGCAAAGGCAUUCCUUCAUCAACACAAACGCCGCAAAAAUUUGCACAUUCUAACAGAAGCAAGAGCUACCAGAGUUUUAAUAGAUAACCAAUCCAAAAAAGCGUAUGCAGUUGAAUAUAUCAAAAAUAAUAUAAAACGCACUGUUCGCUGCAGAAGGGAAAUAGUUCUUUCAGCAGGACCAAUCGGCUCACCUCAAUUACUAAUGCUAUCAGGAAUAGGCCCUCAAGAGCAUUUGCAAACUCUAGGUAUACCCGUUGUUGCAGACAAAAAAGUAGGACGCAGCAUGUAUGACCAUGUUAGCUUCCCUGGUAUUGUUUUUAAGCUAAACAGUUCUAAUGCAAGCCUUUUGGAACCCAAAGUUGCAACUUUGCCUAACUUGAUGCAAUGGUUACAAUUCGGUGAUGGUCUCUUGGCUACACCAGGUGGAGUGGAAGCGAUUGGGUACUUGAAAAGUCCUCUAUCUGAAGAUUCUCUUCCAGAUAUAGAAUUAGCCAGUAUAGGUGGAUCGCUUACUUUAGAUGCAGGUGGUGCGAUUCGAAAAAGUUGGAAAAUUACUGAUAAGACCUAUUUCAAAUCGUUUGGAGCUUUGAGUGGUACCGAUACAUGGCAAGCAAUACCUACACUUUUACAGCCAAAGUCAAAAGGAUUCCUGGAGUUAAGAGAUACGAGUCCAUUUUCUCAUCCAAAAUUAUUUGGCAAUUACCUAAGUGAUCCCAAAGACAUGGCCACUUUAAUUGAAGCAGUUAAAUACAUAACUAGGUUAGGUGAAUCUCAGUCAUUUAGGAAGUAUGAUGCAUCACUAUACUUGCCUCCAUAUCCAACUUGUUCGUCAUAUGGUUUAGGAUCUGAUCAGUACUGGGAAUGUGCUAUAAGAACGAUGAUCGUAUCUGCUCGAGAUCCAACGUCUACGUGCAAAAUGGGACCUCAAAGUGAUCCUGACGCAGUAGUAGAUCCAGAGUUAAGGGUGUAUGGAGUAGAAAGGUUAAGAGUUGCUGAUGCUAGUGUUAUACCUCGACCUCUAACCGGACGAACGAAUGCUGCAGAAAUUAUGAUUGGUGAAAAAUUAGCGAAUUUGAUAAGAAAUACUUGGUCUAACGUGGUAGCAUAAUAUUUAAUUUAAGAAGUAAAGAUAGCCCAUAAUAAACGUUCCUAAGUAAUA
Molecule: messenger RNA, 2353 nt
Organism: Bicyclus anynana (squinting bush brown)
Lineage: Eukaryota; Metazoa; Arthropoda; Insecta; Lepidoptera; Nymphalidae
Product: glucose dehydrogenase [FAD, quinone]
Exons: 6
Coding region: 164-2302 (712 amino acids)
Molecular function (GO): oxidoreductase activity, acting on CH-OH group of donors; flavin adenine dinucleotide binding
Source: RefSeq, a predicted model, not a curated record